CGAGCGCCCAAUCGCGUUCCGCCGUGCCAGUGAUGUCAUCGGAGGAGGAGGCCGAGCGCGCGCCCUACUCCGAUAGACUGCUCAAGAAACACAAACGCGUCAGACAGCGCGUGGACGCCGGCGAGCCGCGCAAUUCUUACUCGACCCUCGCGACGAACGGACCGCCCGCGCGCGUCGCACACAUGAGCGGCGGACUGUACGGCGCCAUCUUCGACGGCCGCCAACACUUCGGGCUUUUUGCGCCCGGAUACGCCCCAGCGGAGAUGCUCAACGAGCUGCUGGGCCGCGCGCCGCGCCCCGAGGACGCUGGCGACGACGCGCCCGCUGGUGACAUUGCGCACCGCGUGCUGCGCGACAUCCUCCAGAGUCGAAAGAAAGAGCUACUGCGCCUUUCGCCUGACAACAACAACGUACUCGCCGAUAACAACAACGAGCCCAAAGUGAAGCGCUCGCCCGAGAGGCCCGCCUCACGCGACUCGCGCCCCGACCUCGACGACGCGCUGCUUGCGCUCGAGGGCGCCGGCGAUUCGCGCACCUCACCGCCGCUUGCGCAUCCUGAGCCGCUGUUGGCGCCCAAAUCUGAGCCUGAGGACCGCGACAGUGACGUGCAACGCUCCUCGCCUCGACCCCUCGAUGUGAAACGUGCCCGUGUUGAAAAUAUAGUGUCGACGAUGCGCUCGAGCCCUGUGCCGCAGCAGCCACAAGUGAACGGCUGCAAGAAACGGAAGUUGUACCAUCCGCAGCAGCACGACGGCGCAGCAGAGCGGUACGGUGCCAGUCACGGCGGCAGCGCUCGCACGGUGUCGGACGAUUCUGAAGAUGACGGCGAGCGGCCCAUACAACAAAAGUUAGUAGAAAAAAAUGCUUUAAAAUCACAAUUAAGGACUAUGCAAGAACAAUUAGCUGAAAUGAAAGAAAAAUACUUGGAAUUGUGCAAUCGUAUGGGACACGAAUCGGAGACUGUAGAUAAUGAUGGUGCGUCUAGUGAUGUAGAGCAGACCGAAGACCCGGUGCCCAAAUCGGAGCCUCUUUCGCCCGCGAAAGAAGUGCCUCCUCCGAUUCCAACUAGUGUCGCCCCUAAUAUGCUCACUCAGGUGAUGAAUAAGAUGAUGUCUGCGAAGAUCCAUGGACACGGUGGGCCACAUCCACAUCUCCCGCCUAAUUUUAACGGUGCUCUACCUUUAAUACCUCACUUGCCUCCCAACGAUCACAUUCAUCCGCCGCAUCCUCACCAGCAUCUCAACAAUGCAGCGGCCAUGUAUGCUAUUAAUGUCGGCCAGAAGCUGUUUCUAGAACAAGAGGCUCGGAUGAAAGAAGUAGCAGAACAGCAACAGAAUAACCAGCAACAGAGGCCACAGUCGACUCAGCAUUCCCCGCAACAGAGACAAAUGGGACCGACUCCGAAACCACCUAUGUCCUCCGAGCUUGCCGAUAGACUAGAUGCCCUACGUAGUAACGCAGGCUCUGUGGGACCCGUGUCUGGUGCCGAUUUGGAGGGGCUGGCCGAAGUACUUAAAAACGAGAUCUCAGCGUCCCUUACGACUUUGAUCGAUUCCAUCGUCACGCGAUUCGUGCACCAGCGUCGGAUCAUGGGCAAGCAAUCGGAAGCGGCAGCGGCUGCGGCGGAGCAACUAAACAAAGACUUGAUGCGGGCGACACGGAUGAUCGAGCGGAAGUCGCCGACAUUGAAGCAAGAGCGAUCGUCGGGACAGAUGCCAGGUAAUACCCCUGUUCAUCACCAGGGUGCGCCCAACGGCGUGCCUUUUAUGACACACAAUCAGUUGUUGAUGAGCCAGAUGAAUGGCCCGCGAGCGCCGGGCGCGGCAUUUCCGCUGCACGGCGAGGCAAGCGGGCCUGGCCACGGUGCUCACGUCCGCCCUCCUACAGGGAUGUUCCAGACGCCGCCGAAGCUGGGUCCGCUGUACGGCCCCAUGAACGGUCACUACGAGCGUGAACCCAACCCUGAGCAGAACGAGGCUCUAAGUCUCGUCGUAGUUCCCAAGAAGAAGCGCCACAAGGUAACAGACACGCGAAUCACGCCUCGAACCGUCAGCCGGAUUCUUGGCGAGGGCGUGGGACAAUCCCCAGAAUCCCCGUCUCCGCGACCGUUCCCGGGGGGCAUGGCGCUGCCGACGUCCGUGGCGAUACCGAAUCCAUCGCUGCACGAGAGCCAAGUCUUCUCUCCCUACUCGCCGUUCUUCGGAGCGGGAGGUGGUCUGGCCCGGUCCCCACCUGCGCCCGAGAGAGAUUCGCCACCACUACCGCACCCGCCAGCGCUGCUGCACCCUGCGCUGUUGGCGCAGCACGCCUCUCCCGACUACUUGCGGCACCACCAUGCGCUCAGCCACAGCCUGCAAGGCCCACACCAUCCGCAGCAUAUGGACACGCAAGACCCGCACUCCGACUGUAACUCCACUGACCUCGCCUUCGACGGAGUGCAGCCUACUUCUUCAACACUAACGCCGAUGCACCUCCGCAAAGCAAAGCUGAUGUUCUUCUGGGUGCGGUAUCCGAGCUCUGCUGUCCUCAAGAUGUACUUCCCUGACAUCAAGUUCAACAAGAACAAUACAGCGCAGCUCGUCAAAUGGUUCUCUAACUUUCGAGAGUUCUACUACAUCCAGAUGGAGAAGUACGCACGGCAGGCGAUCAGCGAGGGCCUGAAGGCGGCCGAUGAUUUGCACGUGGCCGGUGACUCAGAGCUCUACAGGGUGCUUAAUCUCCACUACAACAGAAACAACCACAUUGAGGUGAGCAAUGUUCCCCCUAACUUUAGAUACGUGGUGGAGCAAACGUUACGGGAAUUCUUCCGCGCGAUCCAGGGCGGCAAAGACACGGAGCAGAGCUGGAAGAAGUCUAUAUACAAGGUGAUCUCUCGCCUUGAUGAUCCCGUGCCUGAGUACUUCAAGUCGCCGAACUUUCUCGAACAACUCGAGUGAAUGCCGCCUCAGCAACGGCGCAAACGCUUACGACCAACGAAUUUUUUUGGAAAUCUAAAAUAAAAGAUUGGAAUAUUAUUGUUUAGCACAACAAAAUUUUUACGACACUCGCAUUUAGGCCUUCAGAAUCAAAAUUAUCGAUAAAGAAAAAAUAAAAUAUUAAAUUUAAAUUAUAAAAAAAAGUUUGUACGUUGAGGUCGUGCGGCGCUCCACUAGGAAAUUCAUUAGGUUAUAACGAGUAAGAGAAAAUUUUAAGUCACCUAGAAUUUUAUUUCUGCACAUAAUAUAUUUCGCUAUAUAUAAUUAUUAUAUUAUUAAGUAUUAUCUUAAAAUGGUUUUUAUAGUUGUAUAUCUUAAAAUCAUUUAUUGAUUUAUUCUUUAAGGAAAACAAAAAUCGAUUAAUAUAUUAACUGCUUAAGUUUUAAAUGUUUUGUUGUUUUUAUUUGAGUUUAUCACCUAUAUAUCCUUGUCCUUUCGACCUUAUGCUUUUUUUUUACGAUUUCCUUUUAAUAUUUUAUGUUCGUUGGCACGCCUCGUGUGGCCGUAAAAUUGUCAACCUUUACCUCGUCAUAAUUAUUUUAGGAAUAAUUAACAUUAACCAUAGCCGUUAGUACAAUAGAGCAGGGUUAUUUUUCGAUCCACAAACAAAGAUUUUAAACAUUAUUUUUAUACUGAUAGCCGGUUAUAAGUUCGUGCAGGAUUUUUCAAUAGAAAUAAAAGUUUGAACAGAUAUCAAAAUUCCAAAAGCUGUAAACAUCUUUAUUUGUGAUUAUUGUAAACAUCCUUGUUUGUAUUUACAAAGUUUCGGCAGAGUUCGGCAGAAAGAUUUCAUUUUGUCCGGAGCGCGCGCGAGCCUGCUCGUUCCGGACAUAGGGUUAAGUUUAUUUGUUAGAUAAAAUACUGUAUUCCGAAGUAACGCGUGGGUAAGUUGUGCAGUUAUGGACGCUGCAGACAUUUUGACACCCGUGCUACUGCGAAGCGGUAGUCGCCGUCUUUCACAAACAAAUUAUUCCUAUUGCAUAUAUCAAUUCUUAUUUAACUAUUACAUUUAACUAUAGGAUACUUUUUACUAUAUUAAUACAGGAUACAAAUUACAAACGAAAAGUUUUUGUCGGGAAUUUUUCAUACUGGCAACAUCGGCCGGGGACUAUCGUUUCGCACGCUGACGUCACGCGGCUCCCACACACACCAACAUACACACAAGCAAACACAAUAGUUGAAGGCAAUUCAUCAAUAAACCAGAAACAGCAGUACGCACACUAAACUACAAAACAUUUGGCUACAAACUCAUGAAACACGGGGCCACCUCGUCCGAUCAGAAGUGCCUUCGAAAAAUAUGUUGAUUUUUUACGUGAAAAUUAAAAUUUACAUAGGGCCCUCAAUAGUAACGUCCGCCCCAAGCUCGCCGCGUGACGUCUGCGCACGCCCAUACCCACGCGUUACCUUUCGCCGUAUCUAACAGCCAGUUACAUUAAGGAUGAUCGAUGCUUAUCAAUCUUGACAUUUAUCGAUAUUCUAAUAUCGAUGUAACACAACACUACAUAAUCAAAUCAGAAUGACAUUCAACUUUUGAAUAAUCGUUCUACUUAUUGUACAAUAUUGCGAACAUCGAUGUUAGCAUCAUCGAUAUUCUGUCUCCAAUUAAUAUCGAUAUAUAAAAAUCGGUAAUUUUCAAACAUCGAUCAUCCUUAGUAUACAUACACUUACUAUUAUACUAUAGAAGAAUAAUUAGUUUCAUUCGUAGAUAUAUGUAGCGUGGUAGACGAGAUCUCACCAUUGGCCGGUCGUUUUUAAGUUUAAAGGUGGAAGUGUAGGUGAAAGGUGGUAGGUUGUAGGUGGAAAGUGAAGCCAAUGUCGAGAUCCCGUCGUCCAUAUCUCGGUGUAUUUGUUAUUACAUGUAGUCGCCGGCCGGCCUCUCAGCAACGCGGCAACAAACCUUAAGUUUACAUCCUCAGUUUGACAGAACGAGUUAAUCAAUAUUUUUCGCUUGUCACGAUAGACUUAUAAUAUAGGAUAGUGUACAGAGAUGUAUAAUCAUGUGUAAAUAUAAUAUCACAUAAUUUUAUUACAGAAGAUUAACAAUGUAAACUAUCUUAGCGCUAACGGUAUUCAAUUAAGGCACAAUAAUUAAAUAAAACGGGUUUUUCGACGAUGUGUUGCGUUGUCAUAAAGUUAUACCAUCCUAAGUUUAUGUGAUCCCCGCGCUUUGCGGCCGGCCAGCUCUAGCUAAGCGAGUGUAAGCAUUUUUCAUUUGGUAAUUACACUUUGUUAUCGUUUAAUUUGUAACCAUUUGAACUAUUACGGUAAUAUAAGAGUACCUCAGUUUAGGAUGGACCAGGCGUCGACUGGUGUGCUUAGAAUUGCGUUCAGGUUAGUCGUGAUACAUGGAAGCCCUCGAGACAUCGACACAUAGGAUAAUACCGCAGCCUCUAUACCUUUUUAUCGAUACCGGUUUUAUGUUCCAAAUUCCCCUAUUCCGGACACUAAGGUGUCACCACACAGCCACCCCCCACGCGACAAUAGCCCGGGUUCAGUUUCCUCGGAUUGCGUCUCGACGGCACUUAAGCGCAGUCGCCGCAGGGCUUGUUCGUGAACGAGCAUAGUUUUGUCACGUUACGUUAGCGAUUGUUUUGUUACCCGUGUUAAGUUGAGUUCAUACCGCGGAUGUGUUUCGAAGUAGGGAACAAAACCUUCCUGUACCUCACUAACUAUUUCCAAAUGUUAAUGGAAUUGAGUAUACAAUGAUAAACCAAAGAUUAGAUGUAGAUUAGACUCAUUGCUCUCCCGCCUCCGAAACACCACCGCUUGUAUACUUGUAUAGUAAGUAAUGAAUCCGUUAUUCCGAUCUCUCCAUAGAUUUUUUCAUCAAUUAUCUAAAUAUUAAUAUUAAAGCAGGCUACAAAACACAUAUUACAAUAGAAAAGUAUUGAUUUCCCAUCAACAGAAUUCAACCGACAUGCCGUUAUUUGCAGAUACUCGGAGCCGUUCGAUUUGGUUUCAUAUUUCUUUUUAAACAAAGACAAGGUUAUUGACAUUCGUUUAUUUUAAAUUGCAAUAAAUACUUUUUAUGUAUUUUUGACCGGAUUUUUAUUCUUGAGUGAUUCAAUGUGCAGCCGCCAAAGACCACAAUGGAUAUGACAAUGAACAGCCGACUUAUAAUAAUUUCGAUCGUCCGUUUAUAAGUUAUCGGUUGGCAAUUUUUUCUAAAUUAAUAUAAAAGACUCAAGUCAAAAACAUCGAAAUAUUUAGUCCACAGCGAACAGUGGACUAAGCCACUGUAAAAGUACAAAAUUCGGUGUUGGCUAUAAGAAGGUCGCGUUUGUAACUAUAUAUGUAUCGUAAAAUGUAGAUAUAUAAAGAUGUCCUUUCGGCGAAGUGAUAUUUUAUCGUUUGGCAUUAUGUAAGUAGGCGAUAGUUUAUUUCUGUUCCAUGAGAUUCGCUGACGUUUCCUUUUUAUUAGUAUUUUUCGAAUCCGUCUAUGAAACGUUUGAAUCGUCGAUUUACUA
Messenger RNA from Papilio xuthus (Asian swallowtail), 6442 nucleotides. It is a transcript of the gene pros, whose product is annotated as homeobox protein prospero. NCBI's taxonomy places the organism in Eukaryota, Metazoa, Arthropoda, Insecta, Lepidoptera, Papilionidae. Gene Ontology annotation, biological process: regulation of transcription by RNA polymerase II. The transcript has 4 exons. Gene Ontology annotation, molecular function: RNA polymerase II cis-regulatory region sequence-specific DNA binding; DNA-binding transcription factor activity, RNA polymerase II-specific. Bases 33 to 2936 code for a protein of 967 amino acids. Gene Ontology annotation, cellular component: nucleus. The record is from RefSeq and is a predicted model, not a curated record.